AUGCCUGCCUCAUGCCUGCUCAAGUGGUGCAUGUGUGAGGAAUGUAUCAUGAAGAACACCAAUGAUAAUGGACCUGAUCCCGACACCCAGCCUCCUGUGCCUCAAGUUGGACAACUCCCCUCCAGCUCCUCCAGCUCAAAGGUGUCCAAGAAGGCUCACAAUCAGCACUUGGUUAAGGCUCUCAAGUUAAUAUCCAACAUUGAGGCUCCUGUCCAUAAAUGCUCCUGCCUCUUACUUGAUAAUUCUGGUGCAUGCAUUGCUGCACUCAGAACAGAGAUGGCAGUCCUCUACAGCAACAUGGAGGGUAUCAAAUGCAACACUGAUUUUGUCAAGUCCCACAAGCAAGAUGCCUUGCCCUCAAGCUUCAGUCAAGGGAUUCUGCACAAUCUUCCACUGGAUUGCAAUCUGCUGUGCAAUUUGACUCCAGUAAAAAUGAUCAACCACCAAUCAAGCAUAUGGAUAUUCGUUGCACAGGUUGCCCUUGUCAUUGGGGUGGCAACUACAGGGAGUCAUGUAAUGACUGUGUAUGGCCAAACAUCGCACCAAAAGAAGUGA
Pisolithus orientalis is the source of this 555-nucleotide messenger RNA. RefSeq lists its product as uncharacterized. The transcript has 8 exons. The record is from RefSeq and is a predicted model, not a curated record. The coding region runs from base 1 to 555 and encodes 184 amino acids. Lineage: Eukaryota; Fungi; Basidiomycota; Agaricomycetes; Boletales; Pisolithaceae.